AUGGGAUGCCCACCACCUGCUGCAGUGUGCACCUGGAUGUUCCUGCUCUUGCUGUUGGAAGCCUGUGCAGGACACUGGAGAUCACAGGAGUCCAAGGUGCUGGGGGGUCAGGAGUGCAAGGCCCAUUCACAACCUUGGCAGACAGCCUUAUUCCAGGACAAACAGCUGAUGUGUGGGGGUGUCCUCAUAGGUGACCAGUGGGUCAUCACAGCAGCCCACUGUAAAAAAUCGAGGUACACAGUACACUUGGGAGACCAUAGUCUGCAGAGUAAGGAUGGGCCACAGCAAGAAAGGGCUGUGGCUCAGUCCAUCCAACACCCCUGCUACAACCACGACAGCGAUGACCACAACCACGAUCUGAUGCUCAUUCGACUACGUAAUCCAGCAUCCCUAGGACCUACAGUGAAGCCCAUCAACCUGACAAAUCACUGUGCUCAAGCUGGCCAGAAGUGCACCAUCUCAGGCUGGGGCACUGUGACCAGCCCCCAAGCGAAUUAUCCUGACACCCUCAACUGUGCAGAAGUAGAAAUCUUUCCCCGGAAGCGGUGUGAAGACGCCUACCCUGGGAAAAUCACAGAGGCUAUGAUCUGUGCAGGGGACAGCAGCGGGGCUGACUCGUGCCAGGGUGAUUCCGGGGGCCCACUGGUGUGUGGUGGCGUUCUCCAAGGUAUCACAUCCUGGGGAUCGGACCCCUGUGGGCAGCCCCAGAGACCUGGCGUCUACACCAACCUCUGCCGCUACCUGGACUGGAUCAAGAAGACCAUAGGCAGCAGGAGCUCAGCAUAA
Molossus molossus (Pallas's mastiff bat) is the source of this 786-nucleotide messenger RNA. It is a transcript of the gene KLK8, whose product is annotated as kallikrein related peptidase 8. The transcript is spliced from 5 exons. The record is from RefSeq and is a predicted model, not a curated record. The coding region runs from base 1 to 786 and encodes 261 amino acids. Gene Ontology annotation, biological process: neuron projection morphogenesis; memory; proteolysis. Gene Ontology annotation, molecular function: serine-type endopeptidase activity. Lineage: Eukaryota; Metazoa; Chordata; Mammalia; Chiroptera; Molossidae.